Messenger RNA from Nerophis lumbriciformis (worm pipefish), 990 nucleotides. RefSeq names its product transmembrane protein 222a (gene tmem222a). The record is from RefSeq and is a predicted model, not a curated record. NCBI's taxonomy places the organism in Eukaryota, Metazoa, Chordata, Actinopteri, Syngnathiformes, Syngnathidae.
AUCUGUAUGGCUCCUGGAAAAACGGUCAACCAAAGCGAUUUUUGUGCUGUUAAAGACAAACGAGUUUUAAAAGAUACUUUUACAUUCCAAAAGGCUAUAUUUAAGAAAGAUGUCCAAAUUGUUUUAAAUGAGACAUAUGAUACGUGCGUAUUUUAUAUUCAAAUAAUAAAACUAAAAUAAUUGUUAAAUCCGUGAUUUCCGAACGCCCCAUUUGACCUAUUAAUGAACGACGAUGCGUUUACUAAUAGCCCGUUUAUCCGUCUGUGGUGAAGCGACUGUGCGCUCUCUGUACUUCGUUGUCAAAGUUGAAGCGGUGAUGGCGCAGACGGACGACAUUGACAUAAUGAUGAAUUAUCACGGAGAUGUAUUCAAAAACGACAGAAAGAACUGCCGCUAUCCCUACUGCGUUGUCUGGACUCCCAUUCCUAUUCUUUCGUGGGUGCUGCCUUUUAUUGGUCAUAUGGGAAUAUGCACCUCUUCCGGAGUCAUAAGAGAUUUCGCAGGCUCUUACUUUGUCUCGGAGGACAGCAUGGGCUUUGGAAGACCAACAAAGUACUGGAAGCUAGACGUGGACAAAGUGUGUGACAACAGUGCCAUUACCUGGGACAAAGCAGUGCAUGAUGCAUCCGAAGAAUACAAAUGCAGGCCGCAUAACUUGUGCUUAGAUAACUGCCAUUCCCACGUUGCCAUGGCUCUCAACCUGAUGCGCUACGACAACAGCACCUCUUGGAACAUGGUCAACUUGUGUGUGCUGUCGCUCAUUCAUGGCAAAUAUGUAAGCUGGCCCGCGAUCCUGAAGACCUGGCUGCCCUUCAUCAUGCUCUGCGGAGUCUUCGCCAUAUUCUGCGCGACAAGAACCCCCAUCAAUUCACGGGACCCUUUUAUUCCCAGAGUGCAGCAGAUGAGAAAAGGACUAUUGCUGGGGCGCUUUUUGCCUCUUCUGCAGCGUUCUUAAGCCUGUGAAAAAAUAUAGACCCUGUUCCUCUUAAC